AUGCGAUUAUUUCUCGUUAUUUUUCUUAUAUUCGGUCGCUGCUCAACGAAUGAAAUCUCUCGUCGGGCCAUAUUUGACUGUAAUCGCAUAGAUGUCACCUUUUGCUGUACAUCAAGGGUACGAAGCCUUUGCGCUGAACAAUGCAAAGAUGUGCAAUGUGGUGGCCCUGAGACAGAAGUUGGAAAUGGAAAUACUUUCAGAGGCAAUGGUAGACAAGGUGAUUCCCAGCCAGAAUUCCAAAUUGAACGGAUGACGACUCCACCGCCUAUGGACCCGUCCGGUCAGUUCAUUCCGCCGUUUCGACCACAACCGAUGAUUCACGACGGCAGCGCUGAGCUUCUGCGACCAACUGAGACUACGCCACCACCGCCGACGAGUACGCCAUUUACACAGACCUCUCUCCAGGGAUUUCCUACACUGAUUCCGUUUGAACCAAAUAUUGAUGACAUUGAAGAUAGGAAAAUCAUCGACACGGAAUUCACUGAUCGCCCGUUCAUUCACUCUACAAUAGUCCAGACACGGCUACAUAGUGCAUGGUCGAAUGAGGGCGGCAAAAGUGAAGAGACUUCGUUCGAAUCAGCUGCCGAGCAAUCUUACCGCGCACCGCACACCGCAAGCGUCGCCGCGCUUCGAUGCAUCAUACGAGGAGACAACUGCAGAUCAAGAAGUUUUCGACUCACGAAACACUGGAUAAACAUUGGAGAGUACGAUGAAUACGAUCAGAAAGAGGCUAGGAUUGAGACUACAACGAUCCCAGUGCAAGCAGAGACCGCAAUUGUGUUCACACGAAAAGCUGCACAAUCUGCUGGAAUCGCCAUGCCAAAAAGUUUUAUCUCUGAGGAAGUCACUCCUUCUGGCGAAUCGCUUCUAUCAGGACAGACGAACAUAAAGUCGAAUGCUCAGUAUUACCAUAAACCACGGCCAAUGCAUGCUAUGGGAGGAAAGAAAGAA
Messenger RNA from Ostertagia ostertagi, 951 nucleotides. Lineage: Eukaryota; Metazoa; Nematoda; Chromadorea; Rhabditida; Trichostrongylidae. The record is from the annotation of a GenBank genome assembly.